Messenger RNA from Rhipicephalus sanguineus (brown dog tick), 870 nucleotides. Its product is annotated as protein FAM210B, mitochondrial. Gene Ontology annotation, cellular component: mitochondrion. The record is from RefSeq and is a predicted model, not a curated record. The transcript is spliced from 4 exons. Lineage: Eukaryota; Metazoa; Arthropoda; Arachnida; Ixodida; Ixodidae. Bases 298 to 690 code for a protein of 130 amino acids.
GUGGGCCGUCUGUUAUAUUAUCGGUGCAAGUGGAGAUCGCGCUGAGCGGUGGAGGGCGCGCGAUUAGAUUGUUCCGACCUGCAACCUCGGCUCUUUUGUUCGCCGUGCAUGCGAACGGCGUGGGACCGCGCGCGUGCUGAGCGCCAAACAAAACCGUCAAGAAGCUGACAUCGACCGAGCUGGCUGGCGCGCUCUUCGCACAAACAGCUGCAUGCAGACGGCUCGAGAGCAGAAGGUCGGAAGAGUCGACAAUUCCCGGCAUCGCCACUCGACGCAGUUUCCAUCUUGGCGCCCUCCAUGGGCUCCCAUACAGAGUCGAGUUCAGUGUCUCAAGGUGAUGCUGGCAAUACGCCUCCUCCGGUGUCGAGAAAAGAGAAGUGGAAACAUGCAAUCAAGGAGUACGGUAGCGCAAUGGUGGCGUUUCACGUCGUGCUGUCAGUCACAUCCUUCGGCAUCUGUUACCUGCUUGUUUCGAGUGGUGUAGACAUGACAACAGUUGCAGAGAAGCUUGGUUUCAGCAUGGACUCCCAGUGGGUGAAUUCGAAAGUGGCUGGUGGAAGUGGUACACUAGUACUUGCAUAUGCUGUGCACAAACUGUUUACCCCCGUGCGCAUGGGCAUUACUUUAUCGACAACACCGAUGCUUGUGCGAUGGCUGCGGCGCAAUGGUGUUUGGGGAUUCAGGUACUGAGUGGCCAUUAGUGGUUACUUCCACAAUUACUGUGAAACUCCCCCAUCUGCCUCGACGUAACGUUUAUAACUGAAUGGCAGUGAAGGGCCAUGUCUUAAUUUACGGGCGCAGAUAUUUGUAGGUUUACGAUGUUCUUGUUAAACAGCUGUGCUUAGUUGAAUAAAAUGUGAUUUGAAUUAC